GCCACUGGUCACCAUGAAGGCUCUCCUGACUCUGGGGCUCCUCCUGCUUUCUCUCACUGUAGAGGCCAAGGUCUAUGGACGCUGUGAGUUAGCCAGAAUUCUGAAAAGAAGUGGAAUGGCUGGCUACCGUGGAGUCAGCCUGGCAGACUGGGUGUGUUUAGCUCAACAUGAGAGCAAUUACAACACACAAGCUAAAAACUACAACCCUGGAGGUAAAAGCACAGACUAUGGGAUAUUUCAGAUCAAUAGCCAAUACUGGUGUGAUGAUGGCAAAACCCCAAGAGCAGAGAAUGCAUGUGGGAUACCCUGCAGUGCUCUGCUGCAGGAUGACAUCACUCAAGCCAUACAAUGUGCGAAGAGGGUUGUGAGGGAUCCCCAAGGUGUUCGAGCAUGGGUGGCAUGGCAAAAACACUGUCAAAAACGAGAUCUAUCCCAGUAUAUUCGGGACUGCGGAGUCUGACCACUGUGUGUCUCCACUACAGCUCAUUCUGUCUCUUUCUCUCUAUAGAAGUAGGUGUGGCAAAGGUCACACUUCCUCGCUUUCCCCAAACUAACAGGACUUCAGCAGAAACAGGACAAAAUGGAGACUUCUUCCUAACAGCUAAAUGCUGAUACUGUGUUCACUGUAUUUUGGAAGCCACACAUGUCAGUCAGCUAAUGCCCUGGACACUACUGACAGUCAUC
This is a messenger RNA of Arvicanthis niloticus (Nile rat), 684 nucleotides long. NCBI's taxonomy places the organism in Eukaryota, Metazoa, Chordata, Mammalia, Rodentia, Muridae. The record is from RefSeq and is a predicted model, not a curated record.